This is a messenger RNA of Tachysurus vachellii, 2485 nucleotides long. It is a transcript of the gene dazap2, whose product is annotated as DAZ associated protein 2. Bases 145 to 657 code for a protein of 170 amino acids. Lineage: Eukaryota; Metazoa; Chordata; Actinopteri; Siluriformes; Bagridae. The transcript has 4 exons. The record is from RefSeq and is a predicted model, not a curated record.
GGUAGCGCAAACAGAAAUGACGUAGUGGAGCACACAGACUGAACAAACGGAUGAAAACAAGGAAGUAGCUUCGAGACGACUUUUGUGGAUGAAUACACUGUUUUUUAUUAAUAAUAAAUAAUACUUUGGUUUCGACAAAGAACAAUGAACAACAAAGGGACAUAUCCACAACAAGCUGUGUAUCCUCAGCAGAGCACAGCACCUAUAUACCCUCCUGCUAUGCAAGUGCCACCACCCCAGGUACCCCCAUACACAGAUGCCCCUCCUGCUUAUUCUGAGAUCUAUCAGCCAAGGUAUAUGCACCCACCCCAGGUUACUGGCCAGCUACCUCCAAUAACCACUGCAUACCCUGCAACUCAGAUGUUUGUGCCCAUGCCCCAGACUAUGCCUGUUGGUGCAAUGACCCCUAAUGUUCCCAUGGGAUACUACCCCAUGGGACCUGUGUAUCCUCCAGGCUCUACACUCAUAGUGGAUGGGGGAUUUGAUACUGGAGCUCGAUUUGGCCCUGGUAGCUCUGCUUCCAUACCUCCCCCACCUCCUGGACAUGCUCCAAAUGCAGCUCAGCUGGCAGCAAUGCAGGGUGCAAAUGUGGUGAUGACACAACGCAAGAGCAACUUCUUCAUGGGUGGUUCAGGAGGGGGUUACACUAUUUGGUAACAGUGAGAAGGACCUGACUGGACCUUGACCAUUCCCUUGUUUAGUGUUCUCUCUUCCCCUUCUUUCCUGCCUCACUAGGGGCAGCUUGGCUUAUGCCAUGAUAGUGAUACAACAGAAUGUAAUGUUUUAUAGUCCCCACUAACAGUACAGUACUUUGUUGAUGUCUGUCCGUUUAAAAUACUGUAGAGAAAACUUCAGAAAAUAGUGCAAACUCCUACUUUUAGACCAUGUUGUUUAUGGUUGGAAAACAGAAUGACAGUUGUUUUUAGCUCACUUCCAUCUAUGGGGCAGGUGAAUUAUAAAUGUUCUUUCAUUUUUCAUGAUUAACAAACUACCACACCCUUUCUACUGCUGUUCCUAAGUUAGCUCUUCCUUACUAUCAUUUAUUUACACAUUGUAUCCAUUAAAAUUGCUUCUAAUAUUUUAAUUUAAGAACACAGCAGCAGUUAUUUAGUAGAAUAUUUUACACAUUCUAAUUACAACAGAGUACUGUACUUUUGGGAAGGAGUAGAUAAAAAUAAUUGGGUGUCAAUAUUGAGCACCACAUCUUUAACAUUUACAGAUUAAAAUGCAGUAAAUGAGCCCUCAUUUGAUGCUGAACUUUGGUUGGCUUUUUAAUUAUGUCGGAUACCCAGAACUGUAUACAAUGCUGUUUAGUUUAGUAACCACUUCACAAAGGGUUUGGACUAUACAAAAUAAUUUCUUGACCUUCAUUCUCAGAGUUUAAUUAAUUAGAAGAUUUAGGGGUUAAUCUAGGGGUUUUUUCCAGGAAUGUACUGAAGCACAUCAAGCAGUUUUUUUCCUAACGGACAUUUAAAUGUAUAACCAAGGAGCUGGUUGUACCAAAGAUCUAGAUUAGAAUGCACUAAAAGCUUUUAAUGUGAAUUGAAAUUCUUCUCUGAAUAAUUCUGCACAUAUGAUAAAUUAAUAAAUGAUGCAUAGAAACAUAUCAAAAACAUGUCUAACUGCAUCAUGAUGGUUCUGCAUGCUUUUUGCACUUUUAUUCAAAGCUUCAAAGCUAUUUUGUUUUAAUAAAGAUUUAUCACUGGUAAUUUUUUAGAAAUAAUACACAUUACUUUGAGUGCACCAUCAGCCAAUUCUUAAUUGUUAGACUUUUUGGAACAUGUUUUUGUACUCAUGCUUUAUACAUGCAAAUACAGUGUCAGUCAUUAAAGUUUUCUGUGUGGAUGUUUUUUAUUUUUUUAUUUAUUAUGCAUGGCUUCCAGACAAGACUUCUCAUAUGGUCUCAUCUGUUUAUUUUCUCUAUUGAGGUUAUUAAUUGAUUAAAAAAGAUUGAGUGAUGCUUUUCAGUUUCAAUCUAAACUCAAGACUUUUUAAGCUUUUGUUCCGUAAUGACAAUUUCUAUUGAAUCUCCAUCAUAGACAUCAGAAUGCUCUGACCACUUAACCCCACCUACAAUAUUUAGCAUCUGUAACAGGAAAUCACUUUUCUGCACAAACAUUUACAUUUUCACUAGCUGUUCAGCUGCUUGUACUGUAAAACUAUGUAUUGAAAUGUAACAUGUUCAUUUAGCUUAUUAUAUAGACCCCUCUAUUGUUUGGUUGAAUCUUAUUAAUUUCCAUUAUUUGUUUGAAACAUGUAACAGCAGACCACUGGGUAUCCGACAGUAGAUUCAGAACAGGUUGACACAUUUUACUUACAGAUGUAUUCAUUAAAAAGAGGGCAAGUGUUUGCAUGACAUAAUUUGCAUUGAAAAUUUAUGAAUUUAGGUAUUUAUGCAACAUACAAAGAUCACCAGUAUACCAUUUUACUGACUUGCAAGUGUGCAUUUAUGGUAUAUAUAAAUAUAACAAAGUUUAAUAAACAA